This is a messenger RNA of Owenia fusiformis, 1088 nucleotides long. The record is from the annotation of a GenBank genome assembly. NCBI's taxonomy places the organism in Eukaryota, Metazoa, Annelida, Polychaeta, Sabellida, Oweniidae.
AAAUGUCAAAAAUAAAUUUUUUAUUCGUCACUUAAUUCCCCAUUUGUGUAUGAUUCGUGAAUAACUUGUAUGUCAUGUACCAAUAUAAUGUUAGCAGAGAAAGUGAAUGGAAAUGGAACCAUCAUUUUAAGAAAUAAAGAUAUAUUGCCCAGAAAAUAUGAUGAACUCAUGAGGAAGUAAUCAAAUAGAAAAUGAUAUAAGAAAAAAACAAUAUCUUGACUCAUCAUGGAUUGAAAAUGGCUUAAAAUGGCAUGCUCUAUUAAUGAGCAGAUAAUUCCAAAAAGAGACCAGUCAGUGAAAAAGCUAAUAUCAAUAUUUGAAGAAAAAUUUAAAGACAAAGCGGUAACUGGUCGUCAAAAGGAAUAUGACGAAAUAUCGAAAGAAGAUAAACAAUUGAGAGACACCUCUAUUAAUACUCCAACAAUUGUCAAGCAAACAACCAUCAACUACAAUACUACAAUUAUUGGAGAAACUGUUAAUGUUGGUAUUGGCCAAACUAAGGAGUCAGAUAUUGACAGUGGUUUUGUAUUAGCUAAUGAAACUCCGUCUGGUGACAGUAAUGAAGAACACAACUUUAAAACAUCACAUGUAGAGAAAAAAUUGGAUGAAUUCAAAGGAGCAGAUGGUGUCAUAUUAAGGAAUAAAAGAGAACAAAUUCAGAUGAAAUUUAGAAUUGAUCUGAAGAUAUGUGGAGGGACAAUUUUGUUUAAACUAUAAACACUAUUCCAGUAAUGUUCCAGUAUGAAUGUGCAUGAACAUUUUAGACAUCAAAUGAAUUUUAUGUGUAUAAUAAUGCAAUACUGAUUGGUGUGCAAUGAAUCUUGCUCAUUUUUACAAUUGUUGCCAGCUGAGCUGUCAAUGUUAGACAUGAAAUGUUUAUUGUGUUCAUAUUUUCUUUGUAUUGGAUAGUUCUCAUGAGACAAUGAGAAGUUAAAUUUCGUAUCUCAUAUUAGUAAGAAAAUAAUAAUGUAAAUAAUAAAUUUGUUUCCCUUACAUAUGUACCACUUACCUGAAAUAUACUACAUGUUUUUACAGAUAGUCAAGUAUUUUAUUCAAGAGUUCAAGGAAUCUAAUGGUAAAUUGUUAGG